AUGUUCGAUGAGCGAGAAUAUCGUCGAAUCUCCACCGAAAACGUCGUCAGUGGCUCUAGCACGACCAAAGGAUGUAAAUCAUCAUCUGAAGUUGUUCUUAUUUCUUAUCGACCGCUGCCAAGUGAUGAUAACGGAUUUGUUCCAUCACACCAUCAUCAUCCCUCUCAUGGUGACUCUCACAUAACUGACGCAUCUUAUCCGCUUCCGCAAGACAUCCAAACUGCACGCUAUUCACCAUCGCAUUUCGGUGAAGCCUGCCCGGAACCAAUCGGAUUCCGUCAUUUCCAUCAAACUGUUUAUCCAUCGGCAAUUGGAAUAAUUGAUGAGGACGAUGCUGCAAAGGUGAUGCCACCAGGUGAAUUAGGAGGUGGCGCUGAUCAAUACGGAGGUUCCGCACAUUGCGGCGGCGGCUCAGAAUACAAACCUGAGACAACAUCUGAGAGGCCCGAGUUUGAUUCUGAUGGAAUUCGCAUCCUCUAUUAUCGACCAACGUAA
Messenger RNA from Anisakis simplex (herring worm), 495 nucleotides. The record is from the annotation of a GenBank genome assembly. NCBI's taxonomy places the organism in Eukaryota, Metazoa, Nematoda, Chromadorea, Rhabditida, Anisakidae.